Molecule: messenger RNA, 1737 nt
Organism: Cladocopium goreaui
Lineage: Eukaryota; Dinophyceae; Suessiales; Symbiodiniaceae
Source: the annotation of a GenBank genome assembly
AUGGAGAUGGCAUCUGAGCUAUCCCAACGGAGCAAAAAAACAAUUUUUGGCAUGAUUGCAGUCGCAAAAGGAUUGCACCGGAGCAUGCAAAGGGUUUUUGGUGGAUCUGGCUUGCAGCUGUUCGUGCCAGAAAAUGAACUGAAGGCUGGUGACGAUUUGACAUCAGCCCAGCUAUCUCCAGCUACUGUUGAGGAACGGCCACUGCUGACAGCCACUGCUGAUGAAGAGCAUCUUCCAUUCAAAGCUUUGUGGUCACUGCUGUUCAACUCCAAGCUCAGACUGUACGUCGAACCAGAAGCACUACAUAAUAUGUGGAAUGACCUCAAAAAUUCGUACAAAAGAGCAGACCUACAACCAGCUUUGCUACUGGGGAUUGUUAUGAGCCAAUCCUCUCACGGUCCGUUUGGCUCUGGUCAUCACCAAUGGACAAAGCAGCAGACUGCUGAGCUAUUAGCCGAGUCAAUGACUACAUCUGACUUUGAAAAUAUCAGGGAGUCUAUGACUAGAGAUAGAUACGGAGAUACCACUGAUAUACCUGAGUCACCCAGUGAUCUUCCAGAUAUCCCCAGUGUGGCUAACUUUCCUAUCUUUGCAAAACAAAAGAGCUGGUUUCAAGCUGUGGUGGCAUUGUACAGGCUUGCGCUUGACUGGAGCUUGGAUUCGGUGAUCUUGGGAAAGGCAGUUGAACUGACAAAGGGCUUAGAUUCUGACGACCGUAUGAUGGAUGAUGGUGAGGACCACGAAGAUGCUGCUGGUCAUGGGCCAGCCGAUGAUCACGCCCGCCCUCAGACACGCAAAGAGCUGGAUGAAUUGAAAGGGACUUUUUCCAACAAGUUGGUGAUGACAUACCACUAUCAUCAAGAUCCCAUGCUGCCAUUGGAAUUCAAAGCAAUGUUCUGGGCAUCACGUCCACUGUUGCAUGAGUAUGAAGCCACGCUUGACAUUCAAAAGGAUGGACAGGAGAAAACACUUCGGUGGAGAGCGGCCCGUGCAAAAGGGCAAACAUGGUGGCCUACAGUCGUCAAAACAAUGUGUUCAAUCAACGACCCUGAAACCAUGAAAAUGUUGCACAUUCCACUGACCGCGCGUGAGAAUGACUUUGGCCUAGAUGUUCACAAACAAAUACUGGAGAAGUACUCGAAACUUUGCAUUGAGAUCAGUUCUGCUCGAAGCUGGUCCCAAUGUCAAUACACAAUUUGUGUGCCAAACAUGUUUGCCAUCGUUCACCAUGAGUCAUUUGAACAUCGUGAACGAGGCAUGAAUGUUCUCAAACGGAUCUGGGAGGCUGUUCUUAAUGCAGAAAAGGUGCUGAGCCAUCCUGACACCAGGGCUGACGUCAGGGCUUCCUUGAAGCAAGUGUUGGACCACAUGGCUUGGCACAAGGGGCAGGUUGCAAGGGAACUCUUUUUGGUUUGCCAACAAGGGGAAUGGAAAGCCGGUGAUCAACAGAUACGUCAACUGGGUUUUUACCUUUUCGGCACCCCAGCCAAUACAAAACAUUUCCCCGAAGAUACUUUUGCUCAUCUUGCUGACAUUGUCAAAAGAAUGGUUCGCAAUUGCAAGAUCUCAAAGAAUCUCAUUUGCAGUUAUCAAUUAUCUUUUUUCAUUGCCAUCUGCCAUUUCCUGUCAGUGUUUUUUUUGGUUUCUCCCAACUCCCAAUCCCAUUUAUAUAUUUUUAUGGGUAUUACUCAUGAAUUACUAUCCCUGCGAUUAAAUAAAUAUUGUAGCUUGCAGUGA